This is a messenger RNA of Schistocerca nitens (vagrant locust), 4443 nucleotides long. RefSeq names its product neprilysin-1-like. Gene Ontology annotation, cellular component: plasma membrane. The coding region runs from base 904 to 3273 and encodes 789 amino acids. Gene Ontology annotation, molecular function: metalloendopeptidase activity. NCBI's taxonomy places the organism in Eukaryota, Metazoa, Arthropoda, Insecta, Orthoptera, Acrididae. The transcript is spliced from 13 exons. The record is from RefSeq and is a predicted model, not a curated record. Gene Ontology annotation, biological process: protein processing.
CGGACCGUGCGCGUAAACCAGUCAGCCGACUGACCCGAUUACACCACGCCGGCUGCUGCGGCUUUCGACCGGCGAGUCCAGCGGAUUCCCGCGCCACGUACCCUGUCCCCCCUCCUCCACGCCCCUCCCAACCCUUCGCGGCCGUACCCCCUCCUACGGCUCCCCUCCACUGCCAGAGUGGUGCUGGAGCACGUGGCGCGCGAGUUGCAGAAGCACCGCCGCUUCGCGAAGCGCAGUGUCUACACGGCUGCCGCAACACGCAGCGGCAGGUGUUAGUAAACCCCGACGCUUCCACUGCAAUUCCUAAAAUGCACGUUUUGGACUGCACACUGCUGACAGGAGCAUCAUACUUUGUUUCACUGUAAGAGAAGGCGAAGUGAUCCAAUUUAAUUCCUGGCGAUUUUGAACAAAUGGGUGUGCACAGUAUGUUGGCAGCAACUGAACGUUAUUUUGAUAAGCUGUAGAUCUCUCUCUUGCUUUGUCAUCGAAAACGACUGCAGACUGAAAUGCCUAGGAGACAAUUCUUAACACCGAGCAACUACUACGUCAGUAGCUUUUUUUGCUGGUAUUACUAGCUCUGCGAUACAUCUCCACCUGGCAAUGUGCUAGAUUAACAAUAGUGACGACGCUAGACGCUUGCAGCAUAUAUUGGGUAGCAGACCUGUUUCAGUGAUGCUGGAGAGAUAGCUAGGAGGGAAAUAGCUACAAAGAAAAGACCUCCGCACAGUUGUAUUACUGUCGAAUAGAAGCGAAAAAGUGCUAAGCUGUUUACAACGCACAAUGCGUCGGAGUUGAUCAUGGGAAGGGCAGAGACAGUAUACAGAGUUCUGCAGCGUAGUUUGAGAUAGGUGUGAACCCCUGGAAUGCUGGGAACUCGGCGAAGAGCGUGCUGAGCGGUGUGCCAUGGAGGACGCCAAGCGUUCCUCCGCCAACAAUGGUUUUCUGCGCGACGCGGAGAAAGAGACACUGCUGAGGGACGGUGGGUCGAGGCCUGCGGCCGGCGGAGGCGGCGCGCCUGCCCCCGCAGUCAAGUACGCUCCCGCGGGGGCGGUUGGAGCGGCAAGCGUCGUAGUGGUGACGGCGGGAGGCGGCGCCGGCGCCGGCGGAAGCGGAGGCGGCGGCCACACGGUGCUGGAGCGUUGCCUCGCGGCUGCCGUGUUAGCGCUGUUCGUCGCCUGCCUCGCCUUCUUGGCGCUCGCCGCGCUAUCUUGGUCCUCCUGCCAGCGCACAGAUGAGACGAGUAACAUCUGUCUCACCGAGGAAUGCGUGCGGACAGCAUCGUCGCUGCUGGCCGCCAUGGACCGCUCGGCCAACCCGUGCGUGGACUUCUUCCAGUACGCGUGCGGCACGUGGAACAAGAAGCACGUCAUCCCGGAGGACCGCAGCAGCAUCAGCACGUUCGAGGUGCUCGCUGAUCAGCUGCAGGUCAUCCUCAAAGGGGUACUCGAGGAGCCCAUCAACGAGCUGGACAGCGAGGCGACGCAGAAGGCUAAGCGCUUCUACAACUCCUGCAUGAACAUCCAGCAGAUCCGACGUCUGGGGGACGAGCCGCUGCGCGGGGUGCUGCGCGCGCUGGGCGGCUGGCCCGUCACCGACGAGCAGUGGGCGCCGCCCGCCUUCAGCGUCGAGGUGCUGCUGGGCCGCCUGCGCGGAGAGUACAACGAGGGCGUCCUCAUCGAGCAGUGGGUCGGCCCCGACGACAAGAACUCCUCCGUCAACAUCCUGCAGCUGGACCAGAUGACGCUGGCGCUGCCGAGCCGCGACUACUACCUGAAGGCGAGCUCGGAGGGCGACCUGCGCGCCUACCACCGCUACAUGACCGAGGUGGCCCUCCUGCUGGGCGCCAACGCCAGCCGCGCCGCCACCGAGCUGCAGAGCGUCAUCGACUUCGAGCGCCGCCUCGCCAACGCGUCGCUGCCGGAGGCGGACCGGCACGACACGAGCGCCAUCUACCGCAAGCUGACGCUGGCCGAGCUGCAGGCCGAGGUGCCGCAGCUCAACUGGCUCGAGUACCUCAACGCCUUCCUCGAGACCGACAUCGACGACCAGGAGCCCGUCGUCAGCUACGCCAUGCCCUACUUCAUCGAGAUGGGCCGCAUCCUGCAGGAGACUGAGCGCAGGGUGAUCCACAACUACGUGCUGUGGCGGCUGGUGAUGGACAUCAUGCCGCACAUGAUCGACGACUACCAGCAGAAGCGCGUCGAGUUCCGCAAGAUCCUGCUGGGCAUCCUGAGCGAGCGCAACCGCUGGAGCCAGUGCGUCGAGUGGACCAACAAGAAGCUCGGCAUGGCCGUCGGCGCGCUCUUCAUCCGAGACAACUUCAACCACGAGAGCAAGGAGACGGCGCUGGAGAUGAUCCACACGAUCCGCGAGGCGUUCAACGAGCUGCUGGCCGAGAACCACUGGAUGGACGACGAGACGCGAGCCGUCGCCAAGGAGAAGGCGGACGCCAUGAACGAGCGCAUCGGCUACCCGGAUCUGCUCACAGACCCCGACGAGCUCAGCAAGGAGUACGUCAUGCUGAACGUGACGGAGGACCAGUUCCUGGUGAACAUCCUGAACGUGCUGCGGUACGACGCCUACCACAACCUACAGAAGCUGCGCCAGCCCGUCAACAAGGACAAGUGGUCCACUGAGCCCGCCGUCGUCAACGCCUUCUACAACCCCAACAAGAACGAUAUAGUGUUCCCGGCGGGCAUCUUGCAGCCGUUGUUCUACAGCCAGCACUUCCCGAAGUCGCUCAACUACGGCGGCAUCGGAGUCGUCAUCGGCCACGAGAUCACGCACGGGUUCGACGACAAGGGCCGGCAGUUCGACAAGGACGGCAACAUGAUGCAGUGGUGGAACAACGCUACGGUGCGCGCCUUCCGCGAGCGCGCGCAGUGCAUCAUCGACCAGUACUCGCGCUACAAGCUGGACGAGGUGGGCCUCUUCGUCAACGGCCGCAUGACGCAGGGCGAGAACAUCGCCGACAACGGCGGCCUCAAGCAGUCCUUCCGGGCUUAUCGCAAGUGGGUGUCGCGGCACGGCGAGGAGCCGCUGCUGCCCGGCAUCAACCUGACCCACGACCAGCUGUUCUUCCUCAACUACGCGCAGAUCUGGUGCGGCUCGAUGCGGCCCGAGGACGCGCUCACCAAGAUCCGCUCGUCGGUGCACUCGCCGGGCCCGGUGCGCGUGCUGGGGCCACUGAGCAACUCGUGGGACUUCGCUCGCGCCUACCACUGCCCGCCCGGGUCUCCCAUGAACCCCACCAACAAGUGCUCCGUCUGGUAGGCGCAGUUCCUGCUCACCUGCCGCAUCAACUGUGUGCGCUGCUCACGCCGAACAGCUUUCAGUUCACCGGAGCCACACGUGUACCUGAAAUCAGGGUGGACUAAUAGGACGCCUCAACGCCCCUAACUUCCAGGAGUUCGCGCCCUACGUCUCUCUCCCCUCUCCCGCAAUAGCCCUUCCCACCCACGCUCUAUGAAUCUGCUAUGUGUGAGAGUUUCUGCGGUGACUUAUCCUUCUUCACUAUAAAAGUACCGUCUUUUAUGAAAUCACUGUAUUGUCUGCAGACUGUAAGGGAUAUGAUGUGCAACUAAUUCCGCAAAAAUUUCGGCAUACAAGCCAUCAACUUCUGAAGUGCCUUGGCACAGGUCUUAAUCUAAACUCGUGCCGUAAUACUACACAUAACCAUAGUUAAUGACAGUGCACAAGAUCAUCAAAUUUAGCAUUGGUGUGACCUUGCGUAAACUUCAAACCAUUUGGAAAUGUCGUUUAUGCAGAUUGUGGAAAGAAGUGGACAUUAUAAACAGAAUGGCGACCUCACUUACGGUGCAGUGUACGCCAUAAUUGAGGCUGGCUGAUUUCUGACAAUGUCACAGUCACCUAUAAUUGGGCACUAUUUACCUGCCAUUUUUUCAAGGCCCAACUACAGCAUUUCUGCCAUAUUGAAUGGGUCGUUACCCUAUUACCAGGAUUAUACCCAACCUGUGAUGUCAUCAUAAUGUGGCAGUAAUGCACACUAUAGUAUAAGUGAGAUUCAUGUACUCCUAGCAUAUCUCUUACUGACGUCUGCUGAAAAUGUUCUUAUUUCAUGAAUACAAUACAACAAACCUAAGGCGCCAACUGCAGUAAACAUAUGGAAAAAAUACUGUCUUUUAGAUGAGUGUUAUUAACAUUAUUUUACCAUAGCUGAAAGAGAGAGUACAUAAACAAAAGAACGCCUAUCCUAAUCUUGAAAUGUAAGAGAAGAUUCCUUUGUGGAGAAAUUUCCUAUUUGGGGAUAAACCGGGGUUUUUGCUAUAAAAAUUACACCAGCAAGUUUCACAAAGGACAGGAAAGCUGCAAAAGGUGUCAUGUUAACAACAUACUUACUCCAAUCCUAUUCCACCGACAAAAGGUAACCAAUACUUUUUUUAAUCGACGUGGAUACAGUUCAGUUCCAUUUCUAGGUGUUCU